This is a messenger RNA of Linum trigynum, 273 nucleotides long. NCBI's taxonomy places the organism in Eukaryota, Viridiplantae, Streptophyta, Magnoliopsida, Malpighiales, Linaceae. The record is from the annotation of a GenBank genome assembly.
AUGAUGCAGAUAUGUAGAAGCUUGAGACAACUUUUAAGGUUUUCCCGGCGCAUUUCUUCUGGAAUAUACUUAGGGCAGAGCGGAGAAGCCAGAAGAGGUUACUCUGUCUCCACUUCAGUCGCCCCAUUUCGUUCAUUUCUUAGAACCACCAACUACCCAGGAAUACUUUGGUGGAACUUCUCUUAUUCUCAGAGGUAUUCGACAGCAUCAGAAGAAGCAUCUACUAGUAUUCCUGCCCCUACAGCAGAUGAUGACGUGGUCUCCUUUGUUUGA